Aphanomyces invadans is the source of this 2674-nucleotide messenger RNA. RefSeq lists its product as hypothetical. The record is from RefSeq and is a predicted model, not a curated record. Gene Ontology annotation, biological process: polyamine biosynthetic process. The transcript has 15 exons. Lineage: Eukaryota; Oomycota; Saprolegniomycetes; Saprolegniales; Verrucalvaceae. Gene Ontology annotation, molecular function: calcium ion binding; diaminopimelate decarboxylase activity. The coding region runs from base 1 to 2655 and encodes 884 amino acids.
AUGGCGUCGCAAGCACUGUUCUCGUUCAACUUUUCAGAGCAUGUACGAGGCGAAGGCUCCUGGCACGACGUCGCAACCAAGAUAUGCAAGCAAGUGGCCGUGGACCCCAACAUGACAGUGCGAGAUCUUGUGGCGCUGCACUUGGAAGACGUCGCAGCACGUGUUCGACAGACGGAGCCCGUAGGGAUGGACAAUCAGCACGAUCAGUACGUCGAGCGUGGACAUGGAGUUCAAGCUGUCGUCCAAGAAGCACUUGCACGGCACGUACUUCACGAUGCCAAUCCUGUCGUGGAUCUCUUUUCCAUGGACGCGUUUGUUGCACGAUUGUCGUCAUUGAAAGAAGCAUUUCCUCCGGCGUGGUUGCAUGCGUUAGCGAUCAAGGCGAACCCGCUGUCGGGCAUCCUGGCAGCAGCCAAACCCUUGGGCAUGGGCCUUGAGACCGCAUCCGUUGCUGAAGCCAGGCAUGCCCUGAAUCUUGGGUAUGCCCCGCGCACGGUGAUCGUCGAUUCGCCGUGCAAAACAACCGAGGACUUGAAGUUUUUCCUGCAGCAAGGAUGUUAUCUCAAUCUCGACAACGUGGACGAAAUUCACAAGGUUCACGCUUUGCUGGCUGGGGCAGUCCCCGAUGCCCUCAUUGGGUUGCGCAUCAAUCCCGUCGUGGGGGGCGGGGCGAUUGCUGCCUCCAGCACGGCGACCGUCUCGAGCAAAUUUGGCAUACCGUGGACGGCCGACACGGAUGCCGAUCUCAUCGCUUUGUAUCGGGAUCAUGCGUGGUUGCAGGGGGUGCAUGUUCAUGUGGGCUCACAAGGAUGCCCUCUGACGUUGCUCGUGGCUGGAGCUCACCGCGCAGUGGCCUUUGCCAAACAGAUCAAUCAGACCCUAGGACGUCGCCAAGUCAAAGUGGUCGACAUUGGUGGCGGGGUGCCAACCGCGUACAACGGUUUGGCCAAAGAAGCGGUCGAGUUCUCCGAGUACGCCACUCUGCUCCUCGCCUCCGUUCCAGAACUGUUUUCGGGCGAGUUUCGCGUCGUGACCGAGUUUGGGCGAAGUGUGUUUGCCAAAGCCGGGAUCACACUGUCUCUUGUUGAAACAGUCAAGCAUAUGAACGGCCAAAACAUUGCGGUCGUGCACUGCGGUGCGAACCAGUUCCUACGUCCGGUGUACCUCCCCAAGACGUGGCCGCACGUCUUUUCGGUCUUUAACGCGCAUGGGGCGUUGAAAUCAGGCAACAUGGUGGCGCAAGACAUUGCCGGGCCGCUGUGUUUUUCUGGCGAUGUCCUCGCCCGCGGCGUCCUGUUGCCGCAAAUCGAGGCAGGCGACUACGUGGUCAUGCAUGACACUGGCGCGUACAACAUGGCCAUGUAUUCCAAGUUCAACAGCAUUCCGGCGCCGGCGGUGUAUGCCUAUCGAAGCGAUGGAAACUGCGCCAUCCAGUUCAGCUUGGUGCGCGGGCGAGAGACUGUGGCAGAGACGCUGGCCUUUUGGGGUCCGCCGAGGCCGCUGGAGUGGCCAGGUUUCCUGAACCAACAAAACUCGCAACUGAAAAUGUGGCGAGUGCCGCGGCGCGCGCUCGUGACGGCCGUGGCGAAUGCCAAGACCGGAAGCAUACACGCGGGACAACGGCGGUCCAUCUCGUUGGGUGCGCUUCGUUCGUCUUUUUCAACGUUUCCGCACACUGUGAUUGACGAUCAGCUCGACAUCAAGGCGCUUACAAACGUCAACGCGAUUGUGGCUGCAUUCGAACCGUCGCCACUUCCGUCAGACAACGCAUUUCAUCGUUGGGUCGAUGAACACGUGCCAGCAACUUCAAGCGACAAACCGUUGACCAAGGUAUCAUCACCGGUGAAAGACAUGAAGCAGUCCUCAGAUUUCAUGCAGGAAGAGUUUGACGCAGUUGUCGCCGAGGCCAUCACGACGCUGGCCACUUUGGAAGCUACUGCCUGGGACAGUGACGCCAUCAGCGACCAAUACGUCGACGUGUCCGACGCCAAGUACCAACAGCGCAUUGCGUACGCGCUCGUCAAGUACAAGUGCAAAGAUGCCGCAAGGUACUUUACCUUGCUCGACAAGGAUCGCCAAGGCGUGAUUUCAGCUGGCAAGUUGCGCGACCUCCUUCUUGUGUAUGCCCAGGCCGCGCCCGACGAGUGGCUUUCACAUAACUUUGACGUGUUGGACUCGGAUGGCGACGGUCUUGUGUCGGAGGCAGAGAUGCAGCAACUUCUCCUCAACAUCCUCGGCGUGCAAAAGAGCGUACUGAAGGAUCUUCUCGAACAACAUACCAAGCACUGGACGGCCAAGCACUCGAAACAGUUUUCGAAACUCGUGUUGGAAUUUGAGACGACGUUGAAAGUGUCCGAGAAGAUUCGAUGCACGUGGCACUUUGCCGGCGUCCCGCCGAUUCCGGAAGAAGACAAGUUUAAAGAUCCACCGCCAGUGCCGCCGCGCUACACCAUGUCUCUCGACGAGCUUCGCACGUCCCUGGCAGACGAGUUCCCCGAAUUCCAGACGAUGCUGCCCAAGUACACCCAAGCCAUCGUGGAUGGCCGGCGCGAGUUCUACGAGUCACGCAACUCGAAACGCACAAACUACCUCCGCGGCGUGAGCUUCCUCACGUUUUGCGGCGUCGUCGACUACAUCCUCACUCUUUACGCGUAAUCGUCAAUCAAACAUGAGC